AUGAGCCAGCAGGAUGUGGUCGCCGUGCUUUCAGAACGCCUGCUCGUAGCCGCCUACAAAGGCCAAGUGGAGAAUGUGGUGCAGCUUAUCAACAGGGGUGCCAAGGUAGCCGUUACCAAGCAUGGCCGGACCCCUCUGCAUCUUGCUGCCCACAAGGGUCAUCUCCACGUUGUCCAGGUUUUGUUGAAGGCAGGUUGUGACCUGGAUAUUCAAGAUGAUGGUGAUCAGACAGCAUUGCACCGGGCUGCUGUCGUAGGGAACACCGAUGUCAUAGCGACUCUGAUUCAAGAGGGGUGUGCUUUGGACAGACAAGACAAGGAUGGCAACACUGCUCUUCAUGAAGCUUGUUGGCAUGGAUUCAGUCAGUCUGCCAAAGUGCUUGUUAAAGCAGGAGCCAACGUUCUUGCCAAGAACAAGGCAGGUAACACACCUCUUCACCUGGCUUGCCAGAAUAGCCAUUCCCAGAGCACUCGUGUUUUGUUACUUGGAGGAUCUCGAGCAGACCUCAAAAAUAAUGCAGGAGAUACCUGUCUGCAUGUGGCUGCUCGUUAUAAUCACUUGCCCAUCGUUAGGGUGCUGCUCAGUGCUUUCUGUUCUGUCCAUGAAAAGAACCAGGCAGGGGAUACUGCGCUCCAUGUGGCUGCUGCUCUGAAUCACAGGAAGGUGGUUAAGCUCUUGCUGGAGGCAGGAGCUGAUACAUCUGUUGUCAACAAUGCAGGUCAGACCCCUCUAGAGGUUGCCAGACAGCACAAUAACCCUGAGGUUGCACUUCUCCUCACUAAAGCAUCACAGGUCUCGCGCUUCAACCGUGGGAGAAGCCUGAGGAAGAAGAGAGAGCGACUGAAGGAGGAAAGGCGAGCUCAGUCAGUGCCACGGGAUGAAGUGGUGCAGAGCAAGGGCAGUGUCUCAGCUGCAGACGACACACCGAGCAGUGACCAGCCACACCAGAAGAAGAGUGACCUGAAGGAUGAACCCCGGUCAACCUCACCAGAUCCCAAAGGGAAGAAGAGCAAAAAGAAAAAGCCAAAGGAAAAGGUUUCAGCACUCUCGGACCCCCUCUCCCCAGCUGAUGAGCAGACGCUCCCUCGGGCCCAGCAGAGCGUGGCUAAGCGCAGAAGUAGGCACCACUGCCCCUCGCCGCCGCCCCCGCACGAGGUCCGGGCCUACCAGCUGUACACGCUGUACCGCGGGCGGGACGGGAAGGUGAUGCAGGCACCAAUAAAUGGAUGUCGUUGUGAGCCCCUGAUAAAUAAACUGGAAAAUCAGCUGGAGGCAACGGUGGAAGAGAUAAAAGCUGAGUUUGGGACAGUACAAGAUAAGAUGAAUGUUAAGCUGGGCCAGAUGGAAAGCAAAACUCAACAUCAACUGCGUGUUCUAGACAAGCUGAUGGGGGAGCGGCUGUCUGCAGAGAGGACGGAGUGCCUGCACCGCCUGCAGCAGCACGCCGAGCUGGAGAGGAACCGGGGGGAGAAGCGGCAGAUUUCCUUGGUUGAUGAACUGAAGACUUGGUGCAUGUUGAAGAUUCAGAAUCUGGAGCUCAAGCUCUCUGGAGAUUCCAGGUCAUCGAGACCAAAAUCAACUUUGUCUACUUGUGAGUCUUCUGUAGGUACAGAGCAACAGUUAAUUGUUGGCAGAGCAGCUGCUGCUUCUGCCCCUGCUCAAGAUGUGAGGCCAAAGGACAGAGCUGUUAGUGCCAGCACGUUCCACAGGUUCCAGCAGGAGCUGUCCUCCUCCGAGCCCUUGGGCUCCAAGUUAAGACACGUUAAGGUUCAAGCUUCUUUGCAGCCCUCGACGGAAGCCGCGAAGACUGAACCGCAGAGCAGCCACUUCAUCGACAAAGGAACGCAGACGAAGAAGUCCAGCAGGAGCGGGCAGCCCAGGCACAAAGCUCCGCCCCAGGGCGGGGCUCAUCAGAGCCAGGAGCAGGGACAGCCCCCUGCCCCGCCGCUGCGGGACACCUCCCAGGCCCUGGAGAUCACCCAGUACUUCUUCGAGGCCGUUUCCACGCAGAUGGAGAAGUGGUAUGAGCGGAAGAUAGAAGAAGCCCGGUACCAAGCCACUCAGAGGGCGCAGCAAGACAAAGCUGUGCUCAAGGAGCACAUUAAAAGCUUAGAAGAAGAGCUCAGCAAGUUAAGGACUAAGGUGCAGAAGGAGAGCUAG
This is a messenger RNA of Merops nubicus (carmine bee-eater), 2160 nucleotides long. It is a transcript of the gene ANKRD6, whose product is annotated as ankyrin repeat domain 6. Gene Ontology annotation, molecular function: protein binding; ubiquitin-protein transferase activity. Gene Ontology annotation, cellular component: nucleus; cytoplasm. The coding region runs from base 1 to 2160 and encodes 719 amino acids. Lineage: Eukaryota; Metazoa; Chordata; Aves; Coraciiformes; Meropidae. The record is from RefSeq and is a predicted model, not a curated record. Gene Ontology annotation, biological process: protein ubiquitination. The transcript has 15 exons.